UUGGAUGUAACGGAGGAUACCUUUGAAAAGGAGGUCUUGCAGGCUGACGUCCCUGUCUUGGUUGACUUCUGGGCGACGUGGUGUGGCCCCUGCAAAUUGAUUGCGCCACUAUUGACCACAUUGGAAAAGGAAUACGGAUCUGCUAUGAAGAUUGUCAAAAUUGAAGCAGAUCCCUGUCCAAACCUUAUGGAGCAGUAUAAGGCACGACCCCUGCCUACCUUUGUGCAAUAU
Molecule: messenger RNA, 231 nt
Organism: Coccomyxa subellipsoidea C-169
Lineage: Eukaryota; Viridiplantae; Chlorophyta; Trebouxiophyceae; Coccomyxaceae
Product: thioredoxin-like protein
Exons: 3
Cellular component (GO): cytoplasm
Molecular function (GO): protein-disulfide reductase activity; oxidoreductase activity, acting on a sulfur group of donors, disulfide as acceptor
Source: RefSeq, a predicted model, not a curated record